Bombus pyrosoma is the source of this 546-nucleotide messenger RNA. Its product is annotated as U6 snRNA-associated Sm-like protein LSm6. Gene Ontology annotation, cellular component: U4/U6 x U5 tri-snRNP complex; sno(s)RNA-containing ribonucleoprotein complex; P-body. The transcript has 3 exons. The record is from RefSeq and is a predicted model, not a curated record. Gene Ontology annotation, molecular function: RNA binding. Lineage: Eukaryota; Metazoa; Arthropoda; Insecta; Hymenoptera; Apidae. Gene Ontology annotation, biological process: mRNA splicing, via spliceosome; maturation of SSU-rRNA. The coding region runs from base 284 to 523 and encodes 79 amino acids.
AUUCCACCACCUUGCAUAGAGUAGGCUUUGUUCAUGAAUGAUCACAACUAGCGACACUAAGAGCCUUACCCCCUCCAUGGUAGUCUUCAGAUCGUGUAUACGACCGCGACAGUAACUUUCAGUUUACCUGCUAUUUACAUUUCAACGAUAGCUCAAUUAUCUAGUAUUGAACGAUAAAACUGUAAAAUAAAAGCCGUAGCAAUAAUAACGUGGUAUUUCAAGUGUAAUUAAAAAAAGAAUUCAAUAAACAUUAAGAAUUACAUAUAACAGUAAUAAUUUCAAAAUGAGUCGUAAGGAAGCAUUAUCGCAAUUUAUUCAACAAAUACAUGGACGUCCUGUUGUCGUAAAGCUGAAUAGUGGUGUAGAUUAUAGAGGUGUUUUAGCUUGUCUUGAUGGUUACAUGAAUAUAGCUCUUGAACAAACAGAAGAAUAUGUAAAUGGUCAAUUAAAAGACAAGUAUGGUGAUGCUUUUAUUCGUGGUAAUAAUGUCUUAUAUAUCAGUACACAAAAACGUAGAACUUAAGUAAAAUAAAUAUAUAAUUUAUA